Messenger RNA from Octodon degus (degu), 852 nucleotides. Its product is annotated as DNA repair-scaffolding protein-like. The record is from RefSeq and is a predicted model, not a curated record. Gene Ontology annotation, biological process: regulation of establishment of protein localization to chromosome; double-strand break repair via homologous recombination. NCBI's taxonomy places the organism in Eukaryota, Metazoa, Chordata, Mammalia, Rodentia, Octodontidae. The transcript is spliced from 6 exons. Gene Ontology annotation, cellular component: nuclear chromosome; nucleoplasm. The coding region runs from base 1 to 852 and encodes 283 amino acids.
AUGCAAAUAAAGGCAGAGUCCUGGGGAAACUCGAGCGUUGGCACCAGCCCAGGAAGUCGGACCGCACCGCGGAGGCGGAGCGCAGAUAAGUCCCGCCCCACGCUCGGACGCCCGCCAAUCGCAGUGAACGACGUCGUAAGCAGAGGUUCGACUGGCGGCGCGCGCGAGAGAAGAGGAGGCGGCGCGCGAGGGAAGAGGAGGCGGCCUGCGCCAGAGGAGAUGCCCCGUGGCGGCGCUUGCGGUCCUAAGAGGAAAAGAACUUGGGAUUCAGAGUACCCGUCCUUUCCAGAAGAGAGACCACUGCAGUCCCAAAGAACAGGUCUCAGGACAGUGGGAGAAGCUGCCUCCCUCUCUGACACUUGGCUGACGUGUGGAGAAGGAUUUCAGGGUACUUCUGGGAACCAGUUGUUAACAAAUGAAAAGGCAACUACUACAGGAAAGAACCUUAAAUUUUCUCGAAGACCAAGAAAAGAAGCUAUCACAUAUAACAGUACCACUGAACUUACAGAUAUAACAUGGAGUUCCAGUGGAAGUGAUCUGUCAGAUGAAGAUGAGAUACUUCCUAAAUCACAAAAAGAUAAUGGACAUGGCUCUAAAAUAGACAGAUUUUGUAACAGGAAUAUUUUAAGUCCAGAAGAAGGGGCCAGUGAAGAUGAAUUACAAUUUAUUGACUGGGAGAUCGACAGUGACAGGGAAGAUGCUAUUGAAUGUAAUGAAUAUGAAGAUGGUGAUGGUGCUGUGGAAAUCUCAGAUUGUGCUUCCUGUGCAAGUAGUAACUCAUUGGCAAGUGAGAAGUCAUCUGAUCUUCUUAAGAUUGGGCAUUUUGGGAGUCUUCAGAACCAGCAGGACUAA